This is a messenger RNA of Hibiscus syriacus, 1845 nucleotides long. RefSeq names its product pentatricopeptide repeat-containing protein At3g04760, chloroplastic-like. The transcript has a single exon. Gene Ontology annotation, molecular function: protein binding. The record is from RefSeq and is a predicted model, not a curated record. Bases 53 to 1819 code for a protein of 588 amino acids. Lineage: Eukaryota; Viridiplantae; Streptophyta; Magnoliopsida; Malvales; Malvaceae.
CCUUUUGUACCAAAAUGAUCUUCCUUGACCAUUGAGCACCAGAAUUCAUCAAAUGACAGUGCUGUUUUCAACUGAGUUGAUUCCCCAUGGCCUACCCAUUAACCCACAACAACUAAAACCAGCUUCAAAUUCAUCUUCACACAACACUUCAUUGGUGAGUUGCUUGAGCCAUGACAGUUCUAAAGAUGGCAUUAGAAAGUCCAGAAACAAUCAGAAAAUCUGGGUUUCUGCUGAAACAAAACCAACCCAUCUCUUAUCUUUUGAUUUUAAGGAAUCCCAUCUGAUGAAACUGCUCAAUAGGUCCUGCAAGGCAGGCAAGUACAAUGAAGCAUUUUACUUUCUUGAAUGCAUGGUCGGUAAAGGUUACAAGCCUGAUGUUGUUCUUUGUACAAAGAUGAUCAAAGGGUUCUUCAAUGGAAGGAACAUUGAGAAAGCCACCAGGGUGAUGAAGAUCCUGGAGAAAUAUGGGGAGCCUGAUGUUUUUGCUUACAAUGCAUUGAUUAGUGGGUUCUGCAAGAUGAACCGUCUCGAUUUCGCUAACAAAGUGCUCGAUCGAAUGAGGACUAGAGGGUUUUCGCCCGAUGUUGUUACGUACAAUAUCAUGAUCGGUAGCUUAUGUAGUAGAGGGAAACUCGAUUCGGCUUAUAAGGUCUUGAACAAGUUGUUGAAGGAUAAUUGUAAGCCUUCUGUUAUCACGUACACGAUAUUGAUCGAGGCGACGAUCCUUCAAGGCGGAAUCGAAGAGGCUAUGAAACUCUUGGAUGAAAUGUUAACCACUGGUCUUAGACCUGAUAUGUUCACUUACAAUGCAAUUAUAAGAGGGAUGUGCAAAGAUGGGAUGGUGGACAGAGCUUUUGAGUUUGUUAGGAGCUUAAAUGCUAGGGGUUGUAAACCAGAUGUUAUUUCAUACAACAUUUUGCUAAGAGCUCUUUUGAACCAGGGGAAGUGGGUUGAAGGCGAGAAACUCGUGUCGGAAAUGGUUUCCAAAGGUUGUGAACCGAAUGUCGUCACUUAUAGCAUCUUGAUCAGCUGUCUUUGUCGCGAAGGGAAGGUCGAGGAGGCCGUAAAUGUAUUGAAGAUGAUGAAAGAAAGGGGUUUGACACCUGAUGCUUACAGUUAUGAUCCAUUGAUAUCUGCAUUCUGCAAAGAAGGGAGAUUAGAUUUGGCGAUCGAGUUUCUGGAAUAUAUGAUCUCUGAUGGUUGCUUGCCGGAUAUCAUCAACUACAACACGAUCUUAUCGACUCUUUGUAAGAAUGGAAAAGCUGAUCAGGCUUUGGAAAUCUUCGAGAAGCUAAGUGAAGUGGGAUGUCCUCCAAAUGUGAGUUCUUACAACACAAUGUUCACUGCACUUUGGAGCACAGGGGACAAGUUCAAGGCCUUGGAAAUGAUAUUGGAGAUGCUAAGUAAACGAAUCGGUCCAGACGAGAUUACGUACAAUUCGCUCAUCUCGUGUUUGUGCAGAGACGGGAUGGUAGACGAAGCUAUUGAGUUGCUGGUAGACAUGGGACGAAGUAGGAUUCAACCGACGGUUAUCAGUUACAAUAUCGUUCUUCUCGGUUUAUGCAAAGUACAUCGCAUCGAAGAUGCCAUCGAAGUAAUGGCAGCUAUGGUGGAGAAGGGAUUGCAGCCGAACGAAACGACUUACGUAUUGUUGACUGAAGGGAUCGGUUUCGCCGGAUGGCGGUCUCAAGCAAUGGAAUUGGCCUAUGCUCUGGUCAGAAUGGAAGCAAUAUCAGAAGAUACAUUCGAACGUUUGAACAAAACUUUUCCUUUUCUUGAUGUUUAUAAAGAGUUUGCUCUUUCGGAUUCUGAUAAGUAAACCCCUUUAACCUUGUUAUACUUGUU